Messenger RNA from Copidosoma floridanum, 2593 nucleotides. RefSeq lists its product as uncharacterized. Gene Ontology annotation, biological process: neuron projection morphogenesis; positive regulation of neuron migration. Gene Ontology annotation, cellular component: cytoplasm; axonal growth cone; cell leading edge. Lineage: Eukaryota; Metazoa; Arthropoda; Insecta; Hymenoptera; Encyrtidae. The record is from RefSeq and is a predicted model, not a curated record.
GUAGGUACCCAUAUACUCGCGCGCUCACUUUGCCGCACAGUCUGGAAAUCGCCUUGUCGUACAGACCUUUUUUUGUUGUUAUUGUUUUUUUUUCGUCUUUUUCAUAUCACCACAUAAUUAUAUGUGCGUUUUUUGUCGCGAGUGAUUGUGACAAUAGGGUUUUUGUGCGAGGGACAGGAUUUUCCAUUUCGGUGCGCGUCGGAUGGGUCGGAGUCGAUGAGAGGAUAGCAGGCCGGACGUGCCUUACGGGUCCUGAGCUCAACACCAGCUGAGAGAGAGAGAGGUGCGGUGUGCGGUGUGUGUUAAAUAUACGUGUAUACGUACACAUAGUAUCGUGAGCGCGGGGCAAAAGAGAGGAAAAACCGUCGAGCCAUCACCGGCGUGGGGUCAAGGUUGUCCCGUGAAAAAAAAAAAAAAGAAAGAGUCGAGGGUAAAGGUCGUCGCGCUCGGGCGCAUCCCGACAACAUGAACAGGAGCCAGCACCAGCAGGUACUCCGGCACCAGCCGAACCUCGUGGUACUGCUGCCAAACAGCAGCCACCUGCACAGCUACAACCGCCCACCGUCCGCGAGCAGCCCCUCGGCCAGCCCGUCCCACAUACCCGUCCCAAAGUCAUCCUCACCGGGAGCACAAUCGCGCCCCGGGACCUUCACGCAGGAGCGCUCAAGAUCUCUGACCAACAACAACACCACCACCACCACCAACAACAACAACAACAACAUUUGCAACUCGUCCCACCUGUACCAACAGCAGCAUCCGGCGAGCGAAAACGCUGGCGGGAGAAAAUCAAUGUCCGUGGCAGCGCAGAGGGCGGCUUUCGAGAGACUAGACGCCCAAGCGAGCCAACAGUCGCAGCCGAGCCACACUCCCGUCAAGGUGAUCGGGAGCUAUCAGAGGAGCCCCAGUGGUACCAGUACCCCCAACGGGAUCGGCUAUUGCAGCCAACGCUCGGAUUCCGGGUCCACGUCCUCGGUGAACUGUACCGGCUGGGCUCCAAAGUCCAACGACAGCUUACAGGAGGCGGCCAGAUGGAGGUCUAAGUUCGACGAGGCCGAGAAACGAAGGAAGAUGCUCCUCCAGAAGAGCGAAGCCGUCAACAGAGAUUGUGCCGAUCUGGAGAGAAAGUACCAACAGCUGCUCAGGCAAAAUGGCACGCUGCAGACGCAAGUGCAGGAAAAAACCGGGGAACUCGAGAAAAUACGAACAGUUUCCGAGGCGGUGUGCAAGGAGUACGAGCAACUCAAGAGGCAAUACGACGUCGAGACUGGAGCUAUGCACAAGGCCAUGCAGCAGGCCUCCCAAUGGUACAGACAAAACCGAGAGCUGAAGAGGCGCUCCCAGGUGAUAACCCAGAGGUACCUCCAGACGAACCCGGAAGUCCUCGAGGACUUUCUCGAAGUGUCGGACGAGGUCGACAACCAGAACGAAGACAUCGAGCAGCUUCGCGAAAGCGUGACCGAGCUCAGCAAGGAAGUCGCGAAACUCCAGACGGAACUCAGCGCGGCGAGGCUGCAGGAGUUCGAGGCUCAGGAGCAGGUGACGCUGUUGACAUCUCGAUUGGAGGAGGAGAAGCAAGCCAGGCAAAAUGAACAGGAAAAAAUGCGAGAGCUGUCGGUGCAAAAGGAGAACUUGGAGCGCGUGACCAAGAUGGUCGCGGACGAGGUGCAGGUGCUCAAAACCCAGUGCGACCGGGAGCGGGAGGGCGCGAGGCUGCUCAAGCUGGAAGCCGACAGAGCCCAAAAGGAGCGUAGCGUGCUGGCGCACCAGUCGGCGCUGCUGAUGGCCGAUGUGGGCGACGACCCGAGCAAUCGGCUGCUGGUGGUCCUCCAGGAAGUGGAGAGCCUGAAGCGAGCCCUCGAGGAGGAGAAGCAGUCCCGGGCGUCCGAGGUCCAAGCGCUGCAGGACAAGCUUGAGGAGAAGGAGUCAAACGUCGAGUUCGAGAUCGUCGAGGAGAAGCUCAAGUUGUCCGAGUCCGAGCUCGAGAUGGUGGUCCAGAGGGCGGAGAGAGCCGAGAGCACUGUCGAGGAUCUUCGCCAGCGCGUGGCCGAGCUCGAGGAGAAGCUCGUAAAAAGGACUGCCGCUCCACCACCGCCUCCGCUUCCACCCCCGCCGCCACCGCCGCCACCGAUGAUGGCGAAUGGCUCGACGUCGUCCAUCAAGUUGAUCACCAGGGAGAGGAUGGCCGUGCCCGGGGACGGUGAUGGCUCGGCGCUCGAGAGCAUGGAGAACAUGCUCGGCAUCAAAAAGUCGGCGCCGAUGGCGCAGCAGCAACCUGCCAUCGACGACAUAAUCAAUCAAAUCAAGGGAGGAAGGUUCACGUUGAAACACACAGAUAAACAGAAGGACGAGGAGAGAAGACGCAAGCAGGAAGAGGAGUCCAAGCCACCAGCCGUGUCGGAAAUGCUAAAUAUCCUGGGUACGAUGAGGCGAAGAGCGAAACCAACGCGGACUUCCUUCAAGUUUUCAAACGGACCAUUGUGAUAGACCAUGUUACAUAAUACUUAUAAAUAUAUACAUUUUAAUUGUAUACGAUACAUGUAUAUGAAAUAAUUAAGUUAACGUUAAGGAACUGCCAGCUUUUACAUGAUGUUAU